This is a messenger RNA of Ilyonectria robusta, 1427 nucleotides long. RefSeq lists its product as uncharacterized. The coding region runs from base 108 to 1379 and encodes 423 amino acids. The transcript has a single exon. The record is from RefSeq and is a predicted model, not a curated record. NCBI's taxonomy places the organism in Eukaryota, Fungi, Ascomycota, Sordariomycetes, Hypocreales, Nectriaceae.
CUACACUUCGACCCACUGACCCUGAAGUCUGGCGACAUUUUGCGGAUUCUCCGGCAUGCCUUAACAUUCAAUCCGACUAACCAGCCGACGAUUCCGGCUCCGACACAAUGGCUAUCGUCCUUAUUCUGGGCAUCAUCGGGAACGGGUUCCCUCCCAUCAUCCGCGACAACGCCCGAGCCAUCAUCUACACGCUCCUCUCCGUGACCUUCCUGACGCUCCUCAAGCUGUGGACUUCCGGCCGCGCAAACCCCACCGAGCGCCUGCUGCACGGCAAAGUCGUCCUCCUCACGGGCGGCACGUCGGGCAUCGGCGCCCAGACGGCCCUGGAACUCGCCCAGCGCGGCGCCCAGCUGGUGCUGCUCACGCAGUCGCCCGACUCGGAUCCCUUCCUCGUCGAGUAUGUCCGGGACCUCCGCGAGCGCACCAACAACCAGCUCAUCUACGCCGAGCAGGUCGACCUGGCCGACUUCCACAGCAUCCGCAAGUUUGCCACGAAAUGGAUCGACAAUGCUCCGCCCCGCCGCCUGGACAUGAUUGUCCUGUGCGCUGCGACCUUGACGCCGCCGGGCGGCAAGCGCAAAGAGUCAGUGGAGGGCAUUGAGGAGACGUGGAUGGUCAACUUUCUGGCCAAUUUCCACCUGCUGAGCAUCCUUAGCCCUGCGCUCCGAAUCCAACCGAUCGACCGAGACGUCCGCAUCAUCAUUCCCACAUGUUCUGCGUACAUUGGGUCACCAUCUCUCAAGAAGGAACUCUCGCCAAAGACGUGGUCGCCCGGCACCGCCUACGCUCGAAGCAAGCUUGCCAUGAAUGUGUUUGGCCAGGCAUUCCAGAAACAACUCGACAUCUACAAGCGACCUGAUGGCGGCAUCAUGAACACCCGUGUCAUUUUUGUCGACCCAGGACUCGCGCGCACCCCAAGCACUCGCCGGUGGUUGACCCGUGGCUCCCUCUGGGGUCUUGGCCUGUACCUCGUGGGUUACAUUUUCCCGUGGUUUCUGCUCAAGUCCCCCAACAUGGCCGCGCAGUCCAUUCUGUACGCCGCCAUGGAUGGUGAUUUGGGCCGUCUACCCGGUGGCAAACUGAUCAAGGAGUGCAUGGAGGUGGACUUUGCCAGGAGCGAGGUCAAGGAUGAGGAGGUGGCCAAGAAGCUCUGGGAGGAGAGUGAUGCUUUGAUUGCAAAGGUGGAAAAGCUACAGGCCAAGAGGAGGGCAGCCGAAAAGGCCCAAGUCGAAAUCAACGCCCAGAAAAAGAAGGAGCAGGAACAAAAGGACGAAGUGCAGGGAUUGGUCGACGCCAUCAAAAAGGGCAAGGAGCAAGAAAAGCAAAAGGCGGCCAAGAAGAAGAAGGCCAAGUCAAAACAAACUGGAGCAGGUCCAUGAAUAUUACGAAUUUAGAUUAUAGAUGUAGACAAACCCAAGUGUCACGAU